AUGGAGACAGAGAGACGCAGCAAACCACGUCCGGCCUUCCCUGUCCUGAUCAUCUUUUCUCUCUGUUUGCAAACGAGUGCAAACCACACUGAUUACCCCAGGGUUAGGAACGACACCUGGCAUCCCAUGGGCCAGACCGUGACAGAAGCCAACACAAAUCCUCCUCUGAGCACCAAUUUCAGCAGCAGAACGGCUGCUUUUGAAAGGCAGACAAGUACUCUGCGAUCCUCAUCCUCCACAACGGCCCAAAAUUCAACCUCCCCCCCUGCCCCACGUGCUCCUUCUGCCCCUGCAGGACCCGGGAACAGCAGCAACCCCAAGAGUACGACGAUAAAAGAACCAUGCGAAGACAACAAAUCUCUUCUACUGAUUUGCUUCGUUAUCAUUGCAGUUCUCGUGCUGACCUGCGCCUUCUUAUUUCUGUCGACGGUCGUGAUAGCAAACAAAAUGUCCUAUCUCAAAAAGACGAAGCAAGGGAAGCGCAGGCCCAGGAGCAACGGCGACAUCCUGGCCACCAACAGCCUGUGGCCCACGGCAGCGGGGACGUGGCAGAGGAUGCCUGCGGAGACGGCCGGGACCGAGCUGCUCGUGCAGGAGCUGCGAGCAGGGAGAGACGCCGCGGUCCAGGGGAGACACGGGGAUGAAACCACUGAGAAACUCCCGAAAGAAACACGUCAGGAACAGGAAAGCAGAGAACCAAAGUCACACAAACCCGUUUUAACCAAUUUUGUAGUUGAGAUUUAA
Molecule: messenger RNA, 744 nt
Organism: Mesitornis unicolor (brown roatelo)
Lineage: Eukaryota; Metazoa; Chordata; Aves; Mesitornithiformes; Mesitornithidae
Gene: EVI2A
Product: ecotropic viral integration site 2A
Exons: 1
Coding region: 1-744 (247 amino acids)
Cellular component (GO): membrane
Source: RefSeq, a predicted model, not a curated record